UGAUGUUAAACAAAAGGCAUAUGCCAACUUUUUCAUGGUACAUUAAAAGAAUUGAUGUGAUUGCAGGAAUGAAUCCCUCCUCCGUGUGCACUUUUUCCUCCACUAAAGUAUAUGUGGAACUUUCAAUGUCUAUAUCAGCUUCAUGUUUUAAAAAGACAUGAUCAUUCAAGAAGAGGCAGAUUAAGAGAAGGAAGUUAUAGUGUUGACUGAAAGGGAAAAUACUCUGAUGGGGAGCUAUGUGGAAUGGUACCCUAUUUUUAUUAUGUUGGCAAUCGAUUUUGCUUUUGCCAUUAGUAACAUACUUCUCAAGAAGAUUAUACUGGAUGGGAUGAACCAUUUGGUCUUCAUAACUUAUCGGCAGUCCAUUUCAACCAUUUUUUUAGCCCCAGUUGCCUUCUUUGUGGAAAAGAACACCAGACCAAAACUCACCUCUCAAAUCUUGUGUAACCUUUUCUUGAGUGCCAUUGUUGGGGCAUCUCUUACACAAUACUUAUUCCUUCUUGGCAUAGAAUACACGUCCGCAACUUUCGCAUGUGCCUUUGUCAACAUGGUUACUGUGAUCACAUUCCUCAUGGCAUUACCUUUUGGGUUAGAGACUAUCAACAUUAAACAUGGAAGUGGAAUAGCCAAAGCGAUUGGUACACUAAUAUGCGUUGGAGGUGCCUUCAUACUGACUUUUUACAAAGGCAUCCCUUUGAUACAUUUUUCAGAGCAACAAUCUGUAUCUCCAUCCUCGGAAGGAGCCAUUAGUUCCUCAAAAAUAAAGGAAAGAUGGAUCUUUGGUUCUCUGGCCUUGUUUGCUGGGACGCUUUUGUGGUCUUCGUGGUUCCUUCUCCAAUCGUUUAUUGGAAAGAAAUAUCCAUGCAAGUACUCUAGCACUGUUAUUAUGACCUUCUUUAGCGCCAUACAAGCGGCUAUCUUGACUUUGUCCAUUGACAGAAGACCAUCCAUUUGGAUUCCAAAGGAAAAGAUAGAUAUGCUGAGUAUCAUCUAUGCUUCAGGGAUUAAUAGGUUCCGGAAUGUGUUUUGUGGGAAUGUCAUGGUGUGUCAAGAAGAGGGGUCCAGUCUUCACUGCAGCAUUCAGUCCUCUUGUCCAAGUUAUGGCAGCCUUGUUCGAUGUUCCCAUUCUGCACGAACAACUCCAUCUCGGAAGUGUAAUUGGAUCGGCUAUUGUAAUUGCUGGUUUAUACUUUCUGCUUUGGGGCAAGAACAGAGAAAUGCAAAAAGUUGUCCAUGAAACUGAAGAGAAAAAAGAGAAGGAGCUACCCUUCAAAGAUUUAGAAACCAAUUCUGAAUCCAGGAUCCCUUGAUGUCAACUUUAUCUACAAGUAUUUCAAAAUGUAUUCCGAGUUUUCUUGGUUAACCUUAGAUUUUGCAAUAAAAAAUUGCAGCUUUAUAGUUAAAUUUUGUUCUUCAAAGAAAGAGUGCAACAACCAAUUGAUUAAGAGCCUAUCAAAACUGUCAAUUGUAAGAAUCAAGUGUUUACUCAAAUUGGCUGCAGAUAAGAUAUUAUGCAACCAAAGGAGACUAAUCUGAGAGUAGCAGCACAGCAGAAAGAUCUGACAAGAUGUUAUGAUUAAUAAAAAUAAUACAAAUGCAACAUUUUCCUUU
This is a messenger RNA of Lycium ferocissimum, 1611 nucleotides long. Its product is annotated as WAT1-related protein At4g01440-like. Gene Ontology annotation, molecular function: transmembrane transporter activity. The transcript has 6 exons. Gene Ontology annotation, cellular component: plasma membrane. The coding region runs from base 227 to 1237 and encodes 336 amino acids. NCBI's taxonomy places the organism in Eukaryota, Viridiplantae, Streptophyta, Magnoliopsida, Solanales, Solanaceae. The record is from RefSeq and is a predicted model, not a curated record.